Molecule: messenger RNA, 6238 nt
Organism: Bombus pascuorum
Lineage: Eukaryota; Metazoa; Arthropoda; Insecta; Hymenoptera; Apidae
Exons: 13
Coding region: 734-5575 (1613 amino acids)
Cellular component (GO): cytoplasmic vesicle
Molecular function (GO): protein binding
Source: RefSeq, a predicted model, not a curated record
AUGAAUUCGUGAGAAUCAUGUGAGCAUCCGGUGUGAGGAUGUCAUUUUUGUACUUGCGUGUUUCUUGUGUAAUACGUUCAUGAGAACUCUUUUACGAGGGACUACAGUAGAAAUCAGUGUAAAGUGUUUGAUACUUGAAUUCUUCAAGAUUCUUGCGGUUGCACACUUUUCGCGCAUGGACGUCGCGUUUAUCUGGCAGUAAAACCGGAAACGUGGGUUCAACUACGACGAUAUGCCUGUUCAUUGUUCGCGAUGUAAACGUAGAAACGAAGUGGUGUGCUAUAAACAAAGGCAUCUUUGAAAGGUGUCAUCGGCUCGAGCAGAGACGUGUAAUCGACUGUGUUUUACGCGUACAUAUUUUGUUCAUCAAAGUGCAAAUAUCUUUCAUAUAGGAAAGCGACGGAAGACCGUGGAGUGUCGCGGGAGUUGUUCCCAUUCGUGAUGUAACUUUGAAGUGAUAAAUGUACAUACAUAUGCGUACCGUCUAUGGUGGAAUAAUGAAAAGUGAACAUUUUAAAAAGAUGAACAAAAAAGCUUCGGUAUACUCGCAUCAGAACGAUUAAUAAACCUUUGUGUAAAUAUUAUUCAUUUGUUAGAUUAUUAAAACGCAUGUGUCUUGAAUCGAGUUUCUCUCGAGAAUCUUCGUGAAACACUUCUAACUGGUUACCCAGUGAGAAAGCGUUACUACUAUGUUGUAACGUGAUAGAACAAUAAAAACGCUGAAUAUUGACAAAUGAUGAUAGUGCUUCUGUUGUGCGUCAUCAUGAAAAUAGCAGAGUUCUCUGUGGGUCGUAUGAGUCCACCAUUCCAAGCGCCUGCACGACCGCCACAUCUCUACUAUGGCAAACCGAGGAAGGAACGAAAGUAUUACCGAGGACUUAAUGAAAAAUGCAAUUGCCUAUUUUAUAAUCGUGCAGGCAAAGGGGCUGCAAUGAUGGAAGAUCCACAAACACCAGGAUCUGAUUGUAACUCCAAUCCUGCAACAGAUUCUAUUCAACAUGAUUUAAUUAGCUCUGAAUUUGUGCAGGACAAUGUGGAAUAUCAAUGGUUCAUUGAUUAUGGCUACAGGGAUGGAGGGCUUCAUGUUCAUCCAAGUGUAUUAUCCUCGCUCUCUGCUUCAUAUUCUCGAGAAGAUCUGGGCUAUUAUGAUGACCUUGCCCGUAAUCUGGAUGCUAAUUUGGCAGAAAUUGAUAUGGAAAGCUUUCGUACAGCAGAUAUCCAUACUCUGCUUACAGCAUUGCCUGUCAUGUGCACAGAUCCAGUUCAGCAUUCAGAGUUUAACUAUCAAAGGGAACGAUAUGCCAGUAUAUCUGGAUCUGUUAUGGAAAAACUUGACAUCGGUUCAUCAAUCAGUCCUCAUACCAGCAGCCAGGGAGAAGAUUCCGCCUGUUCAACAACAGAUACAAUUUCCAUAUGCAAAUCAUCAUUACUCUUCUCUCCUUUGAAAGAGACACCCAUACUACCACCAGGGGGUAGUUAUAGCGUCGACUCUCUGGACUGUGAGGAUAUGCUACUAACAUGCCAGACAAAUAAUAAAGAGAAUUAUACUAUUGCUUUUGAGGGUAGUAUUACAAUGUAUUCAGAUGGUUCACAAGAUUUUGAUAAUCAAGAAAAACAGCAAAAAGCUUAUGAAACUGUAGAACCAUAUUACAAUAGAAAUGCAGAUUUAAAAAAUGUAUUAGACUUAUCAAUGGCAUGUUCAGAUUCUAAAAUAUAUACAACAUGGAGCAAUUUGAAACAUUCUUCUAUGAAUAAAAUUAUAACCCGUCAUCCAUCAGGCAAUAAUAAUACAAUACCAGAAUUUUCACAUGGUGUGGAGAAUAUCAUAUCUGUAACAAACAAGAGAAGUCAAAGUUUGCCAGAUCUUACUCAGGCUACACAAUUCCAUCUCAAUAUGCCUCUCAAUUUUUCUGUUGAUUCUGCAGAAUCAAAUAAUCACGUACAACAACUACAUAGUUCAGGAUCUGUAAUGAGUCGGUCUAUAAAUGAAGAAAGUUCUGAUAAUGGGGAACAUAAUUCAACAGGGAAGAAAUUGCAAAAUUUAAGCCUUGUAAAAUUAUUUAUGAAACAAAAAAGUAUGAGUGCUGAAGGAAUGAGUCUUACAUUGGAUCAAUCAGACUCUGCUAGUGAUAAUGGAUGGCCUACAAACAAUAGUGCUAGUGAUAGUGGUACUAAUACAAAUACGCAAAUACAACGGCAAAAUAUAAAUAAUAUCCCGAAACGUCAAGUUCCAGAAAGUGAUUUUUCUAUUAAUUGGGUUAAAAGUGAUCAACAUAACAAUCAAGAAACGGAAAAUCAGAAAGACAGCUUUAACGACAUUCCAAAAUAUACAUCAACUAUAAGUGAACAAAAAGAUGAAAUGAUAUCAUCUGCAUCUAUAGAAGAGCUAUCAGAGAACAUGUCUAAAUCAGAUCUAACACACAAUAAUGAUGCUGACCAAAAUGACACUGAUGUCAUUCCUAACGUUUUCGAACAUCAGCGAAAAACUGCAUGGGUCAAAUCAUUAGAAAAGAAAUAUCCAAUUUGCAAAACGACAGGUAUUCAAGCAAUAGCUGAGACAGAGGAUAAUUCGGUCCAAACAUCACUAGUAUAUAUACCACCUGUAAACGAAAAAGAAAAUCCAUCUUUACGAGAAACGAUUGUUAAUAAAAAGCCAGUUUAUGUUGUAUAUCCGAAUUACGCUUUACCAGACUUAUCGUUUCUCAAUAUUAAAGAUACAAAGUUGGGUUGUGUAACUUUAAAACCGCAAUGUUUUGGAAAAAAUAGAGUUAGCUGGAAACAUACUGGUAGAUCUGGUAGACCAUUCUCAUGUAAUGAUAUAGACACAUUACGUCAACGUGGAUUUUCACAUGUUAAAGACUGGGAGUCGUUAACAUUCCUUUUGCCUACUGAGUACAAGAAAAUUUUGCACGAUGUACCAGAAGUUUCGAGGCAUAUCAAUAUUCAUGAAGAAACGAAGAAGCCUCUAUUUUGUUUAUCCCCUCCAAUGCGUCAUAAAACUCGUACUAUAAGCGAAAUCAUACCAAAUAAUUCAUCCUCUACUAGUAGUACCGCGACACAACCAUCCUCCGGAUAUCGAGGAUCUUCUACAAUAUUAACUGAUUCUUCAACAAAUCAACAAACGUUAAAUAAUGCAACUAAUCCAUUGUAUCUUUACCGUUAUGAUAGUAUUAGUUCUGAGGCCAGUUUAGUAAGUAAUGAUAAAAAGAUUCAUAGGCAAAUUAAUAAGACAAAAACAGCCUGUCCAUCUUUUCCAAAACGAUCGAUUUCUUUACCACAUGGAGAUCGUGAAUCCGAAUUUUCUAGCGGUAAAGUGCCACCAAGACCACCUUUACCCAGAAGUAUUUUAAGGAAAAGUAAGGUUCCUGCAAAUAAGAGAUAUAGCAUGUUCGAAAUGGGAGAUGUAGAAGAAAUAGAGGAUCAAUCACCUGAAACAAAUAAAAGAAUGUCUUUACAAGAACCAUAUUAUAUAAAUAAUGAUUUACAAUUAGCAUGUCGUGGUCGAGUCGCUGAUCCAGAAAAAGAUGUCGAUGAGACGGAAGAAAGAUAUCAUACAGAAAGAGUAAAUGAAAUAGCUAAUACCGGAGACUUAGAGACUGAAAAUUCUGAAAAUAGCGAAGACGACGUAAAACAAUUGGAAGAAUUUCUGAAGCGCAGCGGUUUCUCGUCACAGAGUAGUGAUGGAGAUACUGAAGAUCCCGAUGUUAAAUUAAGAUCGUAUGUAAGAAAGUUUUUAGCUCUCAGGAUGAAUAAAGAUGUUACCAAAGCUACUGAUAUGAUAGAAUCACAGAAAAAGACUGUCAGUUUUGCCGUAAACCAAAGGAAAAAGUAUUUAGACAAUAAGGGUAACUUAAACGUUACUACAAAUGAACAAAGUAAAGAUAUUGUAUUCACAGAUGAAAGAAGAGCAAUGAGUCCAGAUAAUAAAUUGGAUUUAGAUGAAAAGAGAAAAAUGAUAUUAUCCGUAAAUAAAGCGGUAGAUUUGUUACUGAAAUAUUGGAACACUGAAUCAAUCCAUAGUAGACAAAAUUACAAUGACAAAAAUGAAUGUGCUCAAAUCUGUGUUAGCAACUUAUGUCCAGCUUUGUAUGCCAUCAUGUCAGAUGGAUUGAAAUCACAUUUAAAUUCAACAUUUGGACCAAUAACAAAUAGUGUUUGGCAAGUGGUUGAAGCAUCUUCUCAACAAGGUCCAGUUACUAAAACAUUGAAUGAAUUAGUGCAAAAAAUUAAUGGUGAAGAUGUUAUUACUGAAGGAAUGCUAAAGUUUCAUGCAUUUGUAUUUGGUUUAUUAAAUUUAAGAGCUUUGGACGCAUGGUUUGCAUAUUUAUGUACAAGGGAAUCCAUCUUAAGGAAACAUUAUAAUAAUAACAGCUUAUUUGUAGCAGCUUUGGCCAAUGCAAAUGCACGAGAAGUUGUGGAUGCUCUCUUACAUAUUUUAAAUCCUCUUGCGUUUUGCCCAUUUCAGCUUGACCUUUUAUAUCAAUAUCGUCAACUUCAUAAUAGUUUCGGCAGUUUAAAUAAUCAUACAAUAAACGCUGUAAACUUUAGAAAUGUCGACCUUACUGCAAACGAACAUCAUUUUGAUAAAACGGAUACAUGUGCAAUGGUUUCUAGUCCCAGAAAAGUACGCCCACGAUCGUGCGUUGCUUAUACAAACUACGACGACAAGCCUGGUGGUAUACAUAAGUCAGAUAUGGAAACUGUCAAAAAACGCUUAAGUAAUCCUAUAGGUUCGAAAAUAUUUCGUGCUCUCGAUAAACUGGCUUCCGAAGAUUCCGAAGAUUAUACUGAUAGUUUAGAACAUUCACCAUUGAAUAGAGCAUCGAAUAGACAAACUAUAUCUAGAAAAUCUCAUAGUCCAGAAAAUAAAAUAGAUGAUGAAGACAAUAUAUCCGGAGAAGAGAAAUUUAGGAAACUCCAAGAAAAAUGGGAAUUAAUGGUUGGAAAAGAAGAUUCAAAGAUUCAACCACCGAUAUCAUCACCCUUGUCACCCACAAGAACGCCUACCAGUGUAGGAAAAUCUAAAAUACCUAGGCUUCUUACUUCUCCGGUAAAACAAUCGAAUACAACAACAGGACCUGUUAAAAGCACAAAAUCUCCCAUUUCGGGAAUUCCAUCGUUGAAAAAACCGGUCAUGUUAUCAACGACGAAAACUACUCCAAAAAAGCCAGUAGAAGUAAGGAAUAAAGAUGUAACAAAGCGUACUAGUAGAGUGGAUCAGGAAAUUAUAGGAGCAACAAGAACUCAUUUAACACGACCUAGUUCACUACCGUACAAGUCUUAUGGGGUAAUGUCUAAGGAUAAACAUUUAGUAUCUCCUCAAAGACGAGCAGCGUCUACGUCUUUACCACGACCAACUACUACUAGUACCACAAGAAACCAUCCUACAAAAAAGCCACUUAAAGAGGUUCGCACACUCACGCAUAGAAUGCCAUCAGAUAAUGGGCAUCUUGCAUUUGCGGAAGGAGAGAAACUGAAAGUAAUUCUAGAGGUAGAUAGUAAGUGGUUGUUAUGUGCCAGAGGUGAUCGAAAAGGUCUGGUUCCGCGGAUGUGUGUGUAUAACAUUCAGACUUAGCCCCAAUAAAUAUCAGUAAACAGAGAAAUAAUUUAAGUGGAACAAAGAUAUAAGACUUUAAUGUUAUGAAGAUAUUCGAUGAAAUGAAGAAGAAAUGUGUACAGUGUAUUAAAGGAGAGGCAUAGAAUUGUUUUUAAAUUAUGAUAUAGUAAUUGUUAUUACUCAUAAUUGUUUGAAGCUUCAUUUAUAUCAAAUUGCAAUAGUAUUAUCUCAGUCAUACUGUCAUUGAUGAGAAAAUAGGUAUCACUAGUCAUAGGCUUUCAAACCAGAUUAUAUUUAAUUAAUUGAACAUACACCUAUUUAUAACCAGAAUGUACAUAUAUACAGUAAAAUAUGAUAAUAAUGAUGAUAAAGACGAUAAUGACAUAUAAUAACUUACAAUAAUUAUGAAUGUAACUGUGAUCAUAGUGUAUAGGUAAGUUUAUUAAUGCGACUGUGCGAUAACGUUGAAUUUUAUUUUUAAUCUUCUAACUUAUAUUUUAGUCUUAUCUAUUCCGUACAUCGCACGAUUAACAGAUAUCUCGUUUAGUUUUAUCUGGUGUAUAAAUUAUUACAUCGCGUGCUUGUGGUUCGCAACAAUCACAUUUUUUUACUUGCUUCAUGUAUUCUUUAGUGUGCUGAAGCAUACAAUGUAAUCAAAUAAAAUCUAAAAUUGUAAUUGUA